AUGGCCGCUGUAAUUCCAAAGUCUUUGCCACCACAAGUCGAGUCCCUGCGGAGCUCGGGAGUGACGUCCAAGGUCUUAGUCCCGAACGAUCCCGACUACGCCGGCCGCCAGAGCUCUUUCUGGUCAGUCAGUGCCCAACAGCUUUCGCCCGCCGCCAUUGUCCUUCCCGAUAACGCGAACGAGGUCGCUUCGAUCGUCAAGUCCCUCGUCGCAGCCGGCCAGCCGUUUGCGGCUCGCAGUGGCGGCCAUACCAACUGGGCUGGCUCCAACAACAUUGAUGGCGGCGUCACCAUCGACUUGAGCCAGAUCCGCCACGUCCGCGUCAGCGAGGACAAGCAGACCGCCGACAUUGGGCCCGGCGGCAAGUGGCGCGAAGUCUAUGCCGAGCUCGACAAACACGGCCUCGCCGUGGCGGGCGGGCGGGAGGGCAACGUCGGCGUUGCCGGCCUGAUCCUGGGCGGUGGAAACACCUUCUUCACGGCCCGGCGAGGCUUCGCGUGUGACAAUGUGGUCGAGUACCAGGUCGUCCUUGCGAGCGGCGAGAUCGUCACGGCCAGCAAGCACAGCAAUGAGGACCUGUUUUGCGCGCUCAAGGGCGGCAGCAACAACUUUGGCAUCGUGACCAACUUCAAGAUGGCCGCGAUACCCUGCUCCAAAGUCUGGGGCGGCAUGAGCUUCCUGCCCAAGGCCACGAUCCCUGCGGCCAUUGAUGCGCUGGUCGACUUUGUCCCCAACGUGGCUAGUGACGAUGGGAGCAAUCUCGUUUGCAUAUUCACGCAUAUGCCCGACUUCAAGGAUGUUGUCGUGGCUACAUUCUACGCCAAUGUUGAUGCCGUCGAGAGCCCGCCCAUUUACAAAAAGUGGCUCGAGAUCCCGCGCAUCAUGGACAUGAUCAAGAUGACCAGCAUCAAGGAGAUGGCCUUUGAGUACAAUAUCCCUGCUGGUCACCAUGUCCUGUGGUUCACCCUCUGCUUCAAGAAUGACGCCACGAUUGUCACAAAGGCCGUCGAUCUCCACGAAAUACUCGUCGAGCAACUCAAGACUGUCGACCCCGAGGGCGGCUUCACAACACAAUGUCUCUUCCAGCCCCUGCCCAAGCUGUUUGGGCAGAGAGGCGCCGAGGCGGGGGGGAACGUCAUGGGCAUCGAGAACCAGUCAUCAGACGGCCUGCUGUGGCUCGCAACCGCCAUGAUGAAGACGGCGGAGCAUGAGGCGCAGGCUCGCCCUCUGGUGGAGAAGUGGGUGCAGGAUGUCAAGGAUUUUGCGGCGUCGAACGUCGAGGAGGGCGUGCUCCCCUGGACAUAUCUCAACUAUGCGGACCCCACUCAGGCUGUCCUCGCCAGCUAUGGAGCGGGGAAUGUGCAGAAGAUUAGGGACGCCGCGGCCAAGUAUGAUCCAGAGGGCGUGUUCCAGAAGCUGUGUCCGGGAGGGUUUAAGAUCUCAGAUGUGAAGUCCUGA
This is a messenger RNA of Microdochium trichocladiopsis, 1458 nucleotides long. RefSeq lists its product as uncharacterized. The record is from RefSeq and is a predicted model, not a curated record. The transcript has 2 exons. Gene Ontology annotation, molecular function: FAD binding. NCBI's taxonomy places the organism in Eukaryota, Fungi, Ascomycota, Sordariomycetes, Xylariales, Microdochiaceae. The coding region runs from base 1 to 1458 and encodes 485 amino acids.